CAGCUGCGUCGCUUCGGCGUACGGCGGUUUGCGUACUGCGCGGAAGGGAAAGCCUCGCAUCGCCCUUUUUGUCUCGCAGUCGGCGGCAAGCGUGCUUCUUGUGCGUCGCCGCGCCGCUUCAGCAACGAACGAAACAACUGUGCCUUCUUUCUUUUAGGCGGCCGCCGCCGAAAACGAAGCCUUGCCAGCCAUGGAUAAAAUAUUCGGAGGACUGAAGAGUCUCAUCAAGAUCGAAACGAUCGUCACCGACAACCAUGUGUUUCGGUUGCACUACAAAGUGACGUGCGCUCUUCUGAUCGCCUUCAGCAUCCUGGUCACGAGUCGGCAGUACAUCGGUGACCCGAUCGACUGCAUUAGCAAAGACAGCGUGCCGACGAGAGUAUUGGACACCUUUUGUUGGAUCCACUCGACGUUCAGCGUCAAGGAUGCCUGGAACAAGAAGGUCGGCGUCCAAGUACCCUACCCGGGCGUGGACAAGUACACUCCGGGCGAGCAGCGAGUGUACCACGGCUAUUAUCAGUGGGUGUGCUUCGUGCUGUUCUUUCAAGCGGUGCUGUUUUACGUGCCUCGCUACUUGUGGAUCGCCUGCGAGGGCAACAAGAUCAGCACGCUCGUGCUCGACCUCAACUCACCUAUUCUGUGCGACGACAAGCGCAAGAGUAGCCGCAAGCUUCUGGUCGAGUAUUUCAUGAACCACAUCGGUCACCAUAAAAUGUACACCUUCUACUACUUCCUCUGCGAGAUCCUCAACUUCGUCAACGUCAUCGGUCAGAUCUACCUCAUGGAUGACUUCCUGGGCGGCGAGUUCUCGACUUACGGCACCAAGGUGCUCGAGUUCACCGAGUGGGAUUGGUCGGUGCGCUUCGACCCCAUGAUCAAGGUCUUCCCGCGACUAACCAAGUGCACCUUUCACAUGUACGGUUCGUCCGGCGACGUGCAGAAGCACGACGCCAUGUGCAUCCUGCCCAUCAACAUCAUCAACGAGAAGAUCUACGUGUUCCUUUGGUUCUGGUUCGUCAUCCUCGCAGUGCUCUCCGGUCUCGUGAUUGUGUACCGCACGGUGCUGUUCAUCUGGGCUCCGGCCAGGUUUCACGUGCUCAAGUCCCGGGCGCGUCUCGUGAACGUCACCUACCUGGAACGCGUGCUGGACCGCUGCAAAGUGGGCGAGUGGUUCCUGCUCGAUUUGCUCGCCAAGAACCUGGACCCCGUCCACUACAGGGACCUCAUCUCAGACCUAGAGAAACACUUGGAAGGCAAAAGCCUCGAGCUCGUCUGAUUGAUUACCUAUCCCCAGUUGUCGUCGUUGUGAUGUGUCGUCUAUAGGGUUCGUAUAGAAUUUUCUACAUUCAUAUCAAGCAGUUUUUUGUACAAUGUAGGUGCAGUUUUCCAUUACGAUCUUUAUAAGCGUUUUUACACUGCUCACUUUACUCGCGAAAGUGUUCUAGAAAAAUGCAGAAUGGACAAAGUUCCGGUGCAUCGCGUAACAACAGGAAACGCUUCCCGAAUCACUUGGGGGCAUUCGCUUGAAGCGUUGACAGCGGUCGAUAUCGCGAACGAAGCUUUUCGAAAACGAAGGUUUUGAGGUUAGUGUGUCGCUACGUUUAGGCUGUUCCGCCGCGUUUGAAAGUAGACAUUGCUCACAGGGAAAUCAUUCGCGGCGCUACCGGCUGUCGCGCUAUCCAGUGCCUUAUACAUUCGCUCACCCUGGCCCCGUUAGCGGCGUGAUACCGCUACCGAAUUCUCGGGUUGCAUCCUGUCGUCGCCAUUGCUAGCUCACCUGACACUGCCAAGCGGAGAUCGAUAUACGAGGCGCGCACCGUUGCUGGGCCCGCGCAUUCCAUGGCGCCGAAACGUCCUUUCAGCGGCGCCGCCUUUGGGACGCGAUGCUCGCGUUGUAGCCAGCGACCGUUAGGACACAAGAACGAUCAUAAGGGUGAACGCUGUUCUUUUACUGUUCCUGGUAGAUUAAAAUGAUUUAAAAAAAAAACACGUUCGCCUCGCCAUGUCGUCUUGCGCGAGCCGUUUUUCGUGCUAGUUGCUCGACCAAUCUCAUCUGUUUGACUGACGUAGAGACUUACCAUAAAGGCAGUAGCCUCAUUGUACUCGCUUAUCACUCGACAGGAGCUGGUUCAGUUGACUGUUACCGCAUAUAGUUACUUGUGGUGGCGAUUCCCAGAUAGCGACGUUCUGCCAAGGUGUAUGCGGUAGCGCGUUCCUUUUGUUUCGUUCGUUUCGCCUUUGUUUCUAUCUCGGUCUCUGCGUGGCCGUGUGCAGUGGUUGAACAGAAUUGUUUCCGUGACGGGUCACCGCAAAAAUAUAGGAAAUACAAACUAAAACAUGCAAUACUGUGUCAGUGGCGACGUCACGCCGAGAAGCAGCUGCCGGCGCGGCUGCUCUUGGAAUUAAAGAAAAAAAAAUAUAGUAAUCUAAUAUACAAAAUCGGAACAGCGUGCUUAUAAUUCUCCUUCAAAUAGCGCUCUUCCAAGUCGCUAUGUUUUCAGCUUCUCGUUCAGUGCCCUCAAGAUAUCGUUGAUGUCCCGAAAACAAUUGACUCGGUAGUUUUACCGUUUCCAUUGGCGAAUGCCGUGCAAACGUUUGCGUCGCCUUCAUAGUUACGCUAGGCUGCCGUCUUUCUUUUUUAAUUCUCGCGCGCGACCUUUCCUCAAAACUAGGAAGAACGCAUGAUUCUGAAGGGUGACCAAAGAUUUCGCCUACAUGCACUGAC
Molecule: messenger RNA, 2725 nt
Organism: Rhipicephalus microplus (southern cattle tick)
Lineage: Eukaryota; Metazoa; Arthropoda; Arachnida; Ixodida; Ixodidae
Product: innexin inx2
Biological process (GO): phototransduction
Cellular component (GO): gap junction; plasma membrane
Molecular function (GO): gap junction channel activity
Source: RefSeq, a predicted model, not a curated record